AAGACAUAAGGUUUUUUUCCUUGAACUCCAAACACUUUGUAAAGCUUUGGAAGUAGCCUAACGGAUGAAGAGUCCCGGGUGUUAUAAACUUUUGGAUUAAUUUGACAUUGAACGAGAUGGCGCAUCUGUCUUUGUACUGCAUGCUGGCUCUGUCGUUUUUACAGUUGGUGGCCUCAUCGGGUGUAUUUGAAUUGAAAGUUCACUCGUUUAGUACAACACUCCACUUCGUCAGGAGAACGCGAGACUGCAACAUCUUUUUCAGGAUUUGUCUCAAACAUUCAGAGGACGUCAUCUCUGCCGAACCACCGUGCACUUUCGGUACGGGUCAAACCAGUGUCCUCCGGGCGGACCAGAACUCUAUAUCCAACAGCGCAGCCAUCCGAGUGCCUUUCCACUUCAAGUGGCCGGGGACAUUCUCUCUUAUUAUUGAGGCAUGGACUGCAGAGUCUCCCAAAGAGCAUCAUGACUACACAGAGAAUCAAAACAACCUAAUUAGUCGUUUAGCAACACGAAGACGCUUGUCGAUUGGGGAAGACUGGUCGCAGGAUGUUCAUUUUGGCGAGCAGAGUGAGCUGCGUUACUCUUAUCACGUUUUCUGCGAUGACUUCUACUUCGGAGAGGCAUGUUCAGAUUACUGCCGUCCCCGUGACGACACGCUGGGACACUACACUUGUGAUGAGAAUGGGAACCGGGAAUGUCUGCAAGGAUGGCAGGGAGACUACUGCUCUGACCCCAUCUGCUCUUCUGACUGCAGUGAGCGACAUGGUUACUGUGAGUCACCCGGUGAGUGUAAGUGUCGUCUGGGAUGGCAAGGGUCAUCCUGCAGUGAGUGUGUACAUUACCCUGGCUGCCUGCAUGGGACCUGCUCGCAACCGUGGCAGUGUGUAUGUAAGGAGGGUUGGGGUGGCCUCUUCUGUAACCAGGAUCUCAACUAUUGCACUAACCAUAAACCAUGUGCUAAUGGCGCUACCUGCACCAACACUGGACAGGGCAGCUACACCUGCACCUGCCGGCCAGGAUAUGGUGGCACAAACUGUGAACUGGAGAUCAACGAGUGUGACUGUAACCCCUGCAAGAAUGGCGGCAGUUGCAACGAUUUGGAAAAUGAUUACUCCUGUACAUGUCCUCAGGGAUUCUAUGGGAAGAACUGCGAGAUCAUUGCGAUGACUUGUGCGGAUGACCCAUGCUUUAACGGAGGGACAUGUGAGGAAAAAUUCACUGGUGGCUAUGUUUGCCGCUGCCCCCCAACCUUUACUGGAUCCAACUGUGAGAAGAGACUGGACCGCUGCAGCCACAAACCAUGUGCUAAUGGCGGUGAGUGUGUGGAUCUGGGUGCUAGCGCUCUGUGUCGUUGUCGCCCUGGUUUCACUGGCCCACGAUGUGAAACAAAUAUCGAUGACUGUGCUCCCUAUAUGUGCCAAAAUGCUGGAACCUGCAUUGAUGGCAUUAAUGACUACACCUGCACUUGUACAAUGGGCUUCACUGGAAAAAACUGCAGCCUCCAGGCAGACGCUUGUCUCACAACCCCAUGUUUACAUGGAGGAACAUGCUUCACACACUUCACAGGGCCAGUCUGUCAGUGUGUGCCUGGGUUCAUGGGUCUGACCUGCGAGUUCCCUGUGCAGGCAGGUUUGGAGCUGAUGGCUCCCCUAUCUGGGCAAACCUCACCUUCAGCAGUGGCAGUCUCAUGUGUGUUAGGUUUGUUGGCUGUGUUUUUGGGAAUGUGUGUGGCACUGGUUGUGAUCAGGAAGAGGAGGCAUAGGCUGCGCAGACAGCAGCUGUGCGAUUCUGUGUUUAAUGAUUUGGAGGUGAAUAAUUUAGACAGGCAGCUCUAUCCCUAUGACGGAGACUUCAGUCACUCUGUGAGUCAGGUGAAACCCUGCAACACUGAGGGCAGACUCAGUCUCUCAAUGGCUGGCUCUAACACACUGCCUGCUGGGCAGGACUUCCUGUGGAGCGCUGGAGGAGGGCUUAGAUGAGACAACACAGACAAAAAUGUGUGUAAAUGGCUAUAAACACACUCAUGCAUAUACAUACUACUGUAUGCAUACUGUAUGCAUAAGUUAUACACAGAAAAACACAAAUAUGUUUAUGCACAUACACUCACAUGCAGCGAUGAGAAUUUGGAUUUAGCACUUGCUUUUGUCUUAAUCUUGAAUGAUGAAUGAAUGCAUAAGUAAACAAAUGAAUGAAUGAUGUAUUAACAACAAAGGGAUUGGACCUUUGCCAUCUGUGUAGGUGGAAAACUCUGUAAACCAAAAAAUAAAGAAACAAACAAAACCAACAAGCACACCUCUGUGUGCUUGGCUCUGUGUAUCUGUUUCCAUAUGAAGACAGACACAGAGCCCUUAAAGGAAUAUUCCUGGUCCGAUACAAGUUAAGCACAAUUGUGGCACAAUGUUGAUUACCACAAAAAUUAUUUUGACUCGUCCCUCUUUUUAUUUACAAAAAAUUAAAAACAUCAAGGUUACAGUGAGGUACUUACAAUGGAAGUGAAUGGGGCCAAUUUUUGGAGAGUUUAAAUGCAGAGAUGUGAAACUUAUAAUUUUUAUAAAAAAUAUGGGGUGGCUGUGGCUCCGGUGGUAGAGUGGGUCGACCACUAAUCGCAGGGUUGGCAGUUCAAUUCCCGGCUCACAUGACUCCACAUGCCGAAUUGUCCUUGGGCAAGACACUGAACCCCAAGUUGCUCCCAAUGGCAGGCUAGCGCCUUGCAUGGCAGCUCUGCCAUCAUUGGUGUGUGAGUGUGUGUGCGAAUGGGUGAAUGGGACACAGUAUAAAGCGCAUUGGUAACCGCUAAGGUUAAAAAAGGUGCUAUAUAAGUGCAGACCAUUUACCAUUUAGAUUGUCAUGGCAAUGAAUUUGUAAAAUUGGCUAUAACUUUACACAGAAAAGUUUAGUAAGUGAUUUGAUCACACUAAAAUCAUGUUGACAUGCUUAUUGUUAAUGUCAUGUGGCAAUACUUUUGGAGUCAGUAUUUUAAUGUUUAUGGAUUGUCCACAUUCAACUUCAUUGCAAGUGUGUCACUGUAACCUGAUUUUUGCUUUAUUUUUAUUUUUAUUUAUAGAAAAAAGGUGUGUUUCAAGGUAAAUUUUUGUGGUAAUCAAUAUUAUGCCACAAAUGCUUUGGAUUGAGCUAAACUUGUAUUGAACCAGGAACAUUCCUUUAAAGCUGAAAAAGACUUAGGUUACAGAACUCUGUAAACAGAGAACUGAUAUCUUUAUACAAAGAUAAAGGAAUUAAAAUACCUCUAAGAGAACUAAGUAAGGAAAUACCUCUAAGAGAGAAAAACAAGAGAGCAUGACAAGGUUAAAUGCUCUCCAGUCAAACUGUGGCCUCAGUUUACUGUAUACAACUGACAAAAACUCACUCUCAAAAGGAUAAUAAUAACACCUUAAUUCUUUUUUUUACUGCAAUUCUGUUUGUCAGAAUGUUUUCACGCAGCUUUAUCUGCUAAAUCUGUUUAAAUAAUAAUAAUAAUAAUAAUAAUAGCACACACACACACACACACACACACACACACACACACACACACACACACACACAGGGCUGUAGUUUCCAGGGGGUUGGGGGGGUAGGCAUAUGCAACACACAUGUAUGUGUGUGCGUGUGUGUGUAGAAGGGAAGCAAGCAGAACACAGUCAUGAAUAUGAUAAAACUAUGUUCUUAAGACCAAAUGUGAAGGUUUUCCUCAAGUUUUGUAUUGCCUUUUAAGCAGUGUAUAUUCUUCCUCGACUGAUACGAGGAAAUUUGUGUCAUUGGUUAGGUUAAAUUACAUGAAAACAGAUUUUUCAAAGGAGUUUAUGUCUAAUUAAUGUUUAUUUCUUCUGCCAGAUGUUUCCCAUUAAUGUAUGCCUACGUUUCUAUUUUGCAUUUUUGUACUUUUGCUUUCAAUCAUCGUCUUGUCUUUGUAAAGAAUUUAUGUUAAUUUAUUUUGUA
This is a messenger RNA of Xyrauchen texanus (razorback sucker), 3936 nucleotides long. Its product is annotated as delta-like protein B. Lineage: Eukaryota; Metazoa; Chordata; Actinopteri; Cypriniformes; Catostomidae. Gene Ontology annotation, cellular component: membrane. Gene Ontology annotation, biological process: cell communication; Notch signaling pathway; multicellular organism development. Bases 117 to 1979 code for a protein of 620 amino acids. The transcript has 7 exons. Gene Ontology annotation, molecular function: calcium ion binding. The record is from RefSeq and is a predicted model, not a curated record.